Messenger RNA from Knipowitschia caucasica, 1911 nucleotides. Lineage: Eukaryota; Metazoa; Chordata; Actinopteri; Gobiiformes; Gobiidae. The record is from the annotation of a GenBank genome assembly.
AUGUCUCCACCCUCACAUCGGCAUCCGCGCAGUCUAUGCAGCGAGGAGAGCGCGCUCCUGCAGGGCGUGGCUCUGGGAGAGGCCGUGUGCCAGGCCACCGGGCGGAGAGACAUGUAUCAGCACAAAGUCAGAAAUAACAAAUGGGGAGCGGCUGCAGUGAUCACAGACGUGUUUGGAGAGAGACGCCCAAAGAGACAGGUGUGGCCAGAUUCAUUUCACAACAAAAAUGCAGUGUGUGACAUCACAACCAGCCGAGGAGACGACAAGGCACCAGCGGGACUGCAUUUCGGACCAGACCACGCGCUUCACCGGAAGCGGAAGAUGAAAAGAGUGACUAGAGAGCAGUGUGAUGAUGGCCCCCUGCUGGAGGAGCAGGAAACUGAAGGACAGAGACAGCUCCACUCUCUGCUGCUGCAACAACUGCAGACUACAGUGGACAUACAGCAGUGUGUGUCGAAGCGUAAGUGUUUUGCGCCCGCCGCCCUCUACUGUCCGUUUGGGGAACAGGCGGCAGGAGUGAGGUCUCUCUCUCAGUUCCAGACGCUUCAGGACGGAGACAAACAGCUGAGCGCCCUGCGAGACCUGGGACUCGCUCCAGACGAGAUCUCCCUCUGGACCAGCCGAGACUCCCCCCACACGGACAAGUCUCGCGGGGUGGUGGCGGAGCCCGGAGCCACAGAGCAGCGGCUGCAGCAGAUCCAGGAGAAGAUGGCGUCUCACACUGAGCUGCUGAUGCGGCCGCAGCGGUUCAGCUUCAGCCGCGGUCUCAGCAGGAGAGAGAUGGAGGUGGAACAGUCUCUGUACCAUGGGUCCCAACAACCAGGGUACCUGUGUGCCCUCUACCACAGAGACCAUAAAGACGCCGAACACCAGGUGGCGACUGCGAGCCGCACCAUCGACUCCGUCUACAGAGAAGUUUUAGCCGAAGAAACCACAAAACUCUCAAAACCAAAAAAACAAAAACAGAAACUUAAAAUUGUCCCAGAACCAACUGAGCUCGACCAAUCACAAACACCGGACACUCACCACCAGGCACCAAGCGGCCAAUCAGAGGAGAGCAGGCCACAGGAGCCGCUGCGAUUGGCUGAGGAGACAGAGAUCGAUUUGAAGCAGCCAAUCAGCAGCCUGCGAGCGCAGUCACAUGGUGCGCUCACGGUCACAGGUCUCGUUCCGGUCGUUUCAGACGAAGACAUCGCAGCGAAUUGUGAGUCGGACGAAAACAUCCGCAGCAUUCCCAGAUUCAGGAACUAUGAGCCCGGAAAACCAUCAAAGUUCUUCUCUCUCACAGAGCUGUCGGGUCAUAAGUGCAUGGCCUGUUCUGAUAACCAGUGUUCAUCUGAGCGUUCAGUCUUCUGCACCGAGGACGCACCCUUCUGUUUCUCUCGCACAGAGUCCUACGGAUCAGGCUACACAAAUAUCCAGAAGGGCUGUGUUCAGUCCAACAUCUGUCCAGCAACUGUAGAAAAUCAGGUUGUGUCGUUUCAAGUGGGUAAUAAUUCUUAUAUCCGUAACACCACGUGCUGCGACACAGACAACUGCAAUGUUGCAACCCAAACCAUAAUGAUCCCGGCUGGCUCUCUGCAGUGCUACACCUGUGACCUCUACUCGCAUGAAUGCAAUGUUGACACUGUAACCUGUAACGAACUAGAAGUCUGCGCAAUGACUCGAGAAAACUCCUCACCACGGAUUUACGGAUGUGUCUCUGAGAAUCUCUGCAACAACGCCACCAUGACGCAACAGCACUUUGGCUACUACGAAGAACUAUCCUGCUGCGACACAGACUUCUGUAACAACCUGAACAAGACUGGGUGUGAAGACAAAGAUGAUUGGUCUGUGUUUUGUUCAGCUGGGCCGAUGCUGUCUCUGAGCGUGCCUCUUUGUCUUCUGGGGCUCUUCACUCGCACAUUCUAA